CCGGUGGUAGUUGCCCGAACUCCAACGGUGCGUGCGUGAAAACCAGCGAUGGUGCCUGCGGCAGAGUACGCCGUGUUCAGCGUCUUAAUGGCCCUCAACCUAGGACUGGGCCUAUACUUUUCCCUGCCGCGGAAAAAAGCAAGCAGUGCUGACACUAAGGCAGAGGUGUUCCUGGGGAGCCGAGUGCUUCGCGUCUUUCCUCUUGCAGCAUCGGUGGUUGCCAGCCUCAUCUCUUCCACCGGCAUGGUGGGCAUGACGGGCCACUUUUACGCUUACGGCUUUCACUUCAUGUGGACCUCGCUCACCACCAUACUACUCGCACCCGUGGCUGGCUGGCUAUUCGUGACUGUCCUAUACGAACUGCGUGUCACCUCCAUCUUCGAGUACAUUCGAGUGCGGUUUUCUCCCUACAUCUCAUUAACCAUCGCAGUCAUCUACAUUUUUGGCUCGCAAAGCAUUGGAGCGCUGUCCAUUUUCGCAGCAAGCCUGACGAUUGUAACAGUAUUCGGGGUGUCGCUGCUCUGGAGUAACAUCAUAAUCGGAUUGUGCGCGACAUGUUACACGGCACUGGGCGGACUCAGAGGUGUCGUCUGGACAGACUGCAUGCAGUUAGUCUUCAUCCUGCUAGGACCAGCAGCUGUCGUCGUGAAGGUCAUCAUAGACUCAAGCAGUUCUGCAACAGUCCUACAACCGCUAGAUGAUUUCGAUUUGCAUCGAUACAUCGCAAACAUCAAGUUUGACCUUUCUCACGAUGAAAACGUCUGGGUUACUGUCGCUGCCCUCACGACAUGUCUUUACCGUGUGGGCAUGGACCAAGUCGUCGUUCAAAGGUGCAUGGCUUCCAGGAGCCUAGCCAGUGCUAAAAGAACAGUACUUUUAGGGGCCGUACUUCUCCUUGUCGUCAAUCUGGUGAAGUUAGCCAUGGCAAUCGCCCUAAUCCUGUGGUUUCGGGGCUGCGACCCUCAGCUUCUCGGAGAAAUCAGAAGCCCAGACCAGAUCCUGCCGUUUUAUAUAAAAACCUACCUGAUCAGCUUCCCAGGGUUCACGGGGCUUUUCCUCGCCGCAGUAGUGAGUGCCUCAACCAGCACCAUAUCCUCGGCCAUAAAUUCCGAAGCAGCUGUUAUCUACGUCGACGUCCUAUCGCCACGCUUCAAGCAGCUCGAUGCACACGUUCGCUGGAUAACCCAUGGUCUUGCAUUCCUUCUUGGCAUCAUCAUGACUGUUUACAGCUGUGUCUGCGUCUAUAUGGGAUCUGUAACUAUGGCCGUAUUGAUGGUGGUUUCUGCAAUUAGCGGUCCUUGCAUCGGUUUGCUGAUACUUGCCACCACAUGCCCGUUUGUGCAUUCCAAGGGCGCUGGUAGCGCUACGCUGAUCACGUUCGCCAUGCAACUCUUCUUUAUGUGGCAAAGAAUCAACAGUGGACUCAAACCACCACACAUGCCGGUGACACUCGACUACUGCCACGAAAACAGCAGCUCUUUUCACCUCAAAGGCAAUAUCACUCUACUAUCAACGCAACACAGGUCACACGAUGGCACAGUUUUGUUCCAGGUUUCACCUUUCUGGAGCAGCUCAUUAAGUACCGUGGCCACAGUUGUCCUAGGAAUCUUGAUAAGCUUUGCAGCAGGUGAGAACCGGCAGCGUCGAGCACAUUCGAAUCUUCUAAACAGCUGGUUUGUAAAAAUGUGGAGAAAACUAGGAAUUAUGGAAUGCGACGAACAACAGGUAAAAGCUGACGCUGGCGAUUAUACGGCCACAAAUGAAGCACUGCUAAAGAAGGACGAUGACGCCCAACCAGCAACAACUGUUUGUUGAAGCAAGCACGUCCUAUAUACACCGUGUUCGAAAGCGCGUGAUAUUGUUUCUUUUUAAUGUAGCACAUACGUUCAUAAUAGAGUCAUAAUAUAAAGACUCUUCAUCCGCUUCCCCUUCAGCGGUUUCAAUAUUUCUCGCUUACAAACGCAAAAUCACG
Messenger RNA from Dermacentor silvarum, 1972 nucleotides. RefSeq names its product sodium-coupled monocarboxylate transporter 2-like. The record is from RefSeq and is a predicted model, not a curated record. Gene Ontology annotation, molecular function: symporter activity. The transcript is spliced from 15 exons. Gene Ontology annotation, cellular component: membrane. Gene Ontology annotation, biological process: sodium ion transport; transmembrane transport. Bases 49 to 1815 code for a protein of 588 amino acids. NCBI's taxonomy places the organism in Eukaryota, Metazoa, Arthropoda, Arachnida, Ixodida, Ixodidae.